This is a messenger RNA of Juglans microcarpa x Juglans regia, 2143 nucleotides long. RefSeq lists its product as uncharacterized. The transcript is spliced from 4 exons. Lineage: Eukaryota; Viridiplantae; Streptophyta; Magnoliopsida; Fagales; Juglandaceae. The record is from RefSeq and is a predicted model, not a curated record. The coding region runs from base 375 to 1835 and encodes 486 amino acids.
UGACACCAGAUGGACCCGCUUCCACCGAUUACAGGGGAGGGGAGAUUGCUUGAGUGACUUUUCUAUUACUUCAUUUCUUCUGAAUUGAUAGUUAGUUUGAUCCUCUGAACGCUAUCUGUCUAACAUUUCUGGAGUAUAAAAAGGAGCCUUUGAGAUUUUCUGGCUGCUCUCCUAAGUCAAGGUCAUAGUGCUGUGCCUACGUUAACAAUGCAAUGAUUUCUUUGUUGACAGUGGAGAUUGUGUUUAUAAUUGGGGUUUAGACAAAACCCAAUACCUUUUUACCUCUCUCUCUCUCUCAAGCUCUGCUGUGAAGUAAUGGAAGUGUGAUUUUGGUUGGAGUUUUUAGUCGAAGUGGGUCGUAUUUCCAGAGCUUCAUGCCUAUGGACCGAGUUCAGCCCGUCUCAGACUCAAGGUCCUCCCCAACCGUCCUCUCCAUCGAGUGCCUCAAAGGCAGCUCCAAAGCCGACGAGUGGACCGGCGAUUUCCUCCAGACAGGCGACGUAGUCGAGGAGCUCCGCAUCGGCAACUCCUCCUCCCGCCGAAUGGGAACCUCCGGUACUCUCCUUCUCUUCAUGGCGCCGUUCAAGAACGGCAAGAGCGGCGUCCAGAGGGUUCUUCACGACGCCUACAAGAAGAAGGAGACGUCGAUUCUAGUCCGUAUUCGGAGGGGAGCGGACGAGUACGCCGAGUUGCAGGCUUGUAUCGUACCCAACGACUCGGCCAGUAAGAAACAGUAUAUCCUCAGGUCGAUCGCCGAUCCGAAUUACACCGUCGGUUUCUUGGAUCGGACGGAGUCCGAGUGCCUCGAGCUCCAAGCUUCAAGGAGUGCCAGGAUGGUAAAUGCACUAUCCAGCUCUCGCCUUCAAAAUGGAUAUGUUGCAUAUCCAUGGGAGAGGAGAAUGCAGGAGUUUCUAUCAGUUCCAUUUUCAAGUUGCUUUCUUUCUAUACUUCUCCUGCCAAAAGCUUCAGAUCAAGUUGCUUCUCGCUACAAUGAUUUGGAAGAUACCCUUGCUAGGGCAAAUGCAUGGCUUAAUGCAUCUCAAGCCACUGGGGUUCCUAUAGCCUUUAUGAACGUUCAAACUGAGUCACUACUUACCAAGAUAUCUGGAGAGACGGCCUCUUCUACAGUUAAUGCUGGGUCCUUAUCUGAUUUGUCUAAUCUUGCAAAUGCUAGUCUAUAUGGUUUUGAGGAUUACCACGGAGUGGAUAUUGGUGUAGUUAAAGCAGUUCGCCUCUGGUAUGCCCCUCUUGGAGGAGAGUUUGCGAUUGAAAUCAAGCUAAAAGAAGGCGACACAAAGCUUGGGUUCGCUAUCAGCCGCACAGAAGAGGGAUUUAUUUUCGUCUCCUCAGUUAUUAAUGGUGAUGAAAAUGCUCCUUCAACCCGGUCAGGGCUUGGUAAUUUGUACAAAGAAGCUACAAAUGCAUCUAGGCUGCUGGUGGUCUCAAGAGUUGGCAAUCAGAAGGUCCUUCCCUGGAUGGUUUCCUCAACAGGAGCAAUCCGAUGCUUUGACACCGUUUCACUCAGCAUGAAACUCUCAUUGCACCGGCAUACGAAAGUUCCCAUUCUCAUUCAUGUAUUAGUGUGGGACCGAGCUUUGACUGUUCCAAGUGGGGCCAACAGAUUUAGGGCUCCUACGCCGCAUGUCCUGCCUUUACCACCCGAAGUUCAAUUGGCAUCCUGUCCAAAUGAGAAUCAAAUACAGCCCGUGCCACCUGAAGUUCCUACUGGAAGUAGAGCUGUCAGUGAUGGACCUGAGGUAAGGCCUGAGAGAGACACGGCCGGGGAACUCUCAUUUAGAUUCCAUGAUUUUUCACUUUCAAGCAAUUGGGUAUGAAUUUUGUAUUCAUUCUCUCUGUUUGUUUCUUAAAUUGUUGUAAAUUGAGAGAUCUCUAGCUUUGGCGUGUCAGUUGAUUGUAAGUUUCCCUCCUUCACCAUCAGCUAAUAUAUAAUCCUUGCUAAAGAGAAAGUAUAAGGAACUGCUAGCACACUACAGAACAGAACAAACUACUUACAUACUACAGUACUACAAACUGAGAGCAAGCAAGUCAUUGACUUGUUUUGUAUUUGUGUAGAUGUAAUAACAAAUCUUUUGAUAGCCACUGGUUUUGUUUUCUUAUAGUGUAUAUUGAAUAAUUGGUUGCA